AUGUUUAGGGAUGCACCAGUUUCAGUCAUGGCUGAUCACCCAGUCCGACUAUCAGAUCUAUGCUUUUGGUUUGAAGGAGCUGCACGAAUGACACCCUCAACGAACAAUGGACUCGAAAGUCUUAAUGCACGUAUUAAACAAGAGUACACGAUGAGACAUGAGUUACCUUUGGGUGUCUUUAUGUCAACUGCUGAACGGAUGCUACGAGACUGGUCAAUUUCUGUUCUGGAGCAUCCAUUUCAAACACAUAUCACUCUUGAUGAUAAAAUUGAUUCAAAAGCUUAUGAAUGGUUACAAAAAGUUGAUUAA
Messenger RNA from Rotaria sp. Silwood1, 309 nucleotides. NCBI's taxonomy places the organism in Eukaryota, Metazoa, Rotifera, Eurotatoria, Philodinida, Philodinidae. The record is from the annotation of a GenBank genome assembly.